GGCGGGAAAGCCUCUUUCACCGACGCCGUCUCUCUCCGGGGAUCGUUGCCGCGAGCCACGCUUCAGACUCUAGCUGUAAAUUCUGCCGAGUUGUGCACGCUUGGAUCGUUCCUCACCAAACCUCGACAGGAAAUUUUGCACUGGUUGAGGACCGAAUCAGGAAGUAACCAUGUCUCGGAAAGCCGACAUCAUCCUGUACGGAGGUGAUAUAAUCACCAUGGAGGAGCCUGCAGCCAGCCCGCCCAGCGGAGCCGAUCCCCCGCCCAAGAUCGAGGCCGUGGCUAUCAGCGGAGAUGCCAUCCUGGCAGUGGGUACCAUGGACUCGGUCUUCAGUCACGCUGGACCCAAUACUGAAGUCGUCUUCCUGAACCAACAGACCCUAAUGCCGGGCUUCAUCGAGCCACACCAGCAUGCUAUCCAGUGCGCUCUCAUGCGGAGCCAGUACAUCAACAUCAGUGCCAUCAAUUACAGAUCCUACAAUGAUAUCCGCACCGUCAUGGUGAACAGGAUGAGCGAGUUGGCCGCGAAGCCCGACAACAAAGACUGGGGCAUCUUCUUCGGCUGGGACCCUGAGCUCAUCUCCGACCUGCCAACUCUCAGCGCGGACUUCCUGGAUGCCAACUUUUCCUCCACCAUUCCGAUUGUCGUGGUUGGCCAGAGCGGUCACGUGGCUUGGGCUAACCAUCCAGCACUCAAGGCACCAAAACCAGAGAUUGGCCCGAACUACCAGAGUCCAUCCGGAGGUACCGUGGUCCUGGAUGCCGAAGGCAAGCCCACCGGUCAACUCUUUGAGGAGCCGGCCAUCAUGCUGGUCGUGGGUCAAGCCCCACUGCCCAGUGAGGAGGCCAUGGCCGAGUCAUUCUAUGAGCAGUGGAGAGCCUACGCCUCGGCUGGACUGACUACCGUGACUGACCUUGCUUACAUGCCGACUCCCGAGAUGGAUGAGGUUCUCAAGAAGGCAGCUGAUGCACCCGACUUCCCUGUUCGCCUUGGUCUUUAUAAAAUGACCCAUGCCGUAAAGGAUGCCGACGUCAAAACCAAAUCGGUUCCCACCACCCAACAAAAAUGUAUCAGCCAGCUAGCCCGCGUCCGACCCCAAAAGGAACAGCGCUCCAGCGAAGGCGGAGUUGGUAACCACAGCGCCCGUCUCUGGGAAGUUGGUCUGAAGCUGGUUGCCGACGGCUCCCCGCACUGCGGCACCUCUGCUGUCCGUGAGCCAUACUUGUUUACCCCGCUGACCGAGACCCUGGGCUUCCCCAAGGCGCCCGGCUACGGCAUCUUGAACAUGGAGACGGAUGCUCUCUUCGAUACCGUCAAGAGACAUCACCAGGAGGGGAAGCAGCUGGCAAUUCACUGCCACGGGGAGCGGAGCUCUGAACAGGUCCUCAAGGUGUAUGAACAGAUCCAGACCCAGUUCCCGGACAAGAAGAACCGUCAUCGUAUGGAGCAUCUUGGCCUGAUGACAGUGGAUCAGAUCGCCCGUGCUGGCAAGAUCAACCUGGCUCUCUCCUUCUUUGUGGACCAUCUCCGUUUCUACGCCAAAGUCUACAAGACGGACAUCUUUGGUGAGCGAGUCAACCGCUGGACUCCGCUAUCUGAGGCAACCAAGAACGGGGUGACCUGGACAAUACAUCAGGAUCAUCCGACCUUCCCUGGAGAGGCCAACCCUUUUGCCAACAUGAAGACGGCCAUCACCCGCUGCACCAGGGACGAUCCUACCACUCCCUACGGCCCAGAGUACCGCGUGACCAUCCACGAGGCUCUCAAGUCCUACACCGUCAACGCGGCUUGGCAGCUCCACCUGGACCAGACGGUUGGAAGCAUCAAGGUCGGCAAGAAGGCUGACCUGGUGGUGCUCUCUGCGAACCCGUACCACGUGGAUCCGUUCGACUUGGAGAAGAUCCGCGUCAUUGAGACCUUCGUAGACGGGCGCCGCAACAACCUUGCCAACGUCAACGCCAUUCCCAAUGUCAACGUUAAGGUACUAGACCGGCCUGUGAAACAAGCAAAAUCUGCCACCAAGUAAAACAAGAUGACGUUUCUCUUCCAGUACCUAACCAGUUUCGUAAAAACAGUAUUUUCAAACCAAGUGAUUUAGACUGUACAAGUGAUACAGAAUGCAAUUGUUUGUGACAAGCUAUAUUGAAAUUAAUUAUGACAAUUGUUUGUAACAAGCUAUUUUGAAAUUAAUUAUGACCAAAACAAAACUGAAGAAGUUCUUAAACAGGUUUAUUUGCCAAUUGAUAUUGCACUUGAUUUGAAGAUGGCAUACGAGAACUAUUAGAUUUUUCAUUUUCAAAGUAAUAUAUUUCUUUGAAGGUUUGAAGUUUAUCCUAUUUAAUAGGCCAAAAUAUAUAUAUAUUGGGCAUUAAAAUUUAAUUUACCAUGAGUUGAACAAAAAAUUGAAAAAGUUCAAAUUAAUAUAUUGGGAUGACUAUUCACUGAAAUCGAAAGGAUUUCAAAUCCUGAAGCCUGCAUAUUUUUUUCAUCAUAGAACUUGUUAUGCUUUCGUGGCGUGGAAAUUAAUGAAAGGUUUGGCAAUUGAAUAAAAUUACAGUGCAAAAAGAA
Messenger RNA from Patiria miniata (bat star), 2568 nucleotides. RefSeq names its product putative amidohydrolase YtcJ. Gene Ontology annotation, molecular function: hydrolase activity, acting on carbon-nitrogen (but not peptide) bonds. The coding region runs from base 170 to 2026 and encodes 618 amino acids. The transcript has 8 exons. The record is from RefSeq and is a predicted model, not a curated record. Lineage: Eukaryota; Metazoa; Echinodermata; Asteroidea; Valvatida; Asterinidae.